Molecule: messenger RNA, 6679 nt
Organism: Eriocheir sinensis (Chinese mitten crab)
Lineage: Eukaryota; Metazoa; Arthropoda; Malacostraca; Decapoda; Varunidae
Product: early endosome antigen 1-like
Exons: 16
Coding region: 207-3296 (1029 amino acids)
Biological process (GO): plus-end-directed vesicle transport along microtubule; positive regulation of autophagosome maturation
Cellular component (GO): lysosome; autophagosome; late endosome
Molecular function (GO): metal ion binding
Source: RefSeq, a predicted model, not a curated record
UAUAACAUCCAUUUCUAGGUUAGGUGGCCAAGACGUCUCGGCGCGCACCGUCAGGACAAGUUUGUUUAUGUCGAGGAGGCCCAGGGCUGCUCCGCCUCCCGCCCUGCCAUAUUUACCAGCCCGCCAUCAACACUUGCAGGAAUACCAUGAAAUGAGGGAGUGGCAUCUCUCCUCUUAGACACAGUGUACAGGAAACAGCCACAACCAUGAAUUCCCUAAAGAGUUUCAUGAAUAAGGUGGGUGAGAGGGUGAGGGAGGCAGGACCCACCAUACCGCCCCAGGGGAAUGGCGAAGGGCCUGACGGAGGUGUUUCCGGGGGGGCAGUGGAGGGGUUCCUAUGCCCAACGUGUUUCCUGAGCUUCCCGACCCCAGAGUCACUGCAGGACCACUACGAGGCUGAGCACAUCGAACCUGCGGCCAACUACCUCUGCCCCGUGUGCAAGGCCAGACUCAACUCGCAGCAGGAACUGGAGAAGCACUACACUACGAUACACAGCAUGAAAGACACCAGCGGCCACAGCUUGGAGGCGCUACGGGAGGAGUUGACGGAGCUCUCCACCAACCUGCGGGAGGAGCGGUGGUACUCGGAGGAGCUCAAGAAGGAGGUGGAGCGCCUGCAGGAGGCCUUUAAGAAGAAGGAUGGAGGGGAGGACAACUUUGUACAUAAGUCACAGUUAGAAGCAGCAGAGGAGUCCAAACGUCUGCUCACCUCGGAGGUCGUGUUGCUCCGGAAACAGCUGGCGGAGUCGAUCGAGGCCAAUGGAACUAUGCGGCAAGAGAAGGACUCGCUGGAAACACGUGCCUCGGAGUUUGCCGUCGAGAGGGCCGAGCUGCGUGCCACCCUGGAUACCCUGCAGGCCGAGAAGGUUGGGCUUGAGUCUGAGCUGCAUGAGAUCAGGUCAACGCGGGCCAGUCAGAACAGCCAGGAGCAGACUGAGAGCCAUCAGUUGAUUCAGGAGGUCACUAGACUACAGGACCAGCUGGCCACCCGGGAGAAGGAGGGUGCUUCUGUCAAGGUGUUGGAGGAUAGGUUUCGGAAGGAGCUGCAGAGCCUGAGGGGGAAGCUGAUCGAGAGGGAGAUUGAGGCGGGCAGCUUUCAGGCGCGUGAGACCACCCUGCACAGCGACCUCAAGUCCAAGUCCGAGCUCGCGGCGUCGCUCAAGGAGGAGAUUCGCAACCUGAAGGACGAGGUGGACAUCCUGAAGAAGAGGCUGCAGGGCAAGGAUGAGGAGGCGGCACAACUCCACAGUCAGCUUGAGGACCGUGAGGCCGUGCUGUCGGGGAGCAGCCAGCAAACCGAGGAACUGCGGGCCAAGUGUGCCAACUACAUGGAGAGCAUCCAGGCCAUGGAGGCACAGGUGUCGGAGUUGAGCCAGAAGUACACGGCUACUCAGUCCGAGCUGGAGGGCUUCAAGGAGCAAGUACCGUCACUGCAGACCAGGCUAAAGGAGGCCGAGGAACACAAGAACAAGCUUACCAGGGACUUGAGUGAGAAGACCGGUGAACUGGAGAGUCUACGCGAGAAGGUGAACGACGCCUCCAAGGAAGAGAGUGAGGUGCUGCAGAAGAAGACAGAGCAGGUGGAGGAGCUGAGGAAGAGUCUGAGGGAGGUGGAGCACGCACGGAACACGGCAGAGAGCGCCCUCGCCUCCAAGAACGAGACCAUUGAACAGCUCAACAACAAGCUCACCAACUCUGGCAACUCCCUCAAGGACACAGCUGCCAAGAUUGCCGCCCUGGAGACUGGUUUGAGGGAGAAGGACAAGGUGGCGGAUGGCCUGAAGAGGCAGCUGAAGGAUAUGGAGGCCCUCAAGACAGAGCUGGUCAAGGAGAAGGCGCUGGUGAAGGACAGGGACACGGAGAUUCAGAGCCUCAAGGGGAAGGUGACGGAGAUGGAGAGCAAGAUAAUAGUGGGUGAGAGGGCUUUGCAGGAUACCAAGGAGGCUCUUGCCGGCACCAGGACAUCCCAGGAGGCUCUCAGGAUCGAGCUGGAGACAGUGAAGGACUUGCUGAAGAAGAAAUCCCACAGUGCUGAGGAGUUACAGACGAAACUUGAACUGGAGGUCACAGAGAAGAAGGACUUGAAAACGAAACUCACCAAUGCACUCCUCGCAGCGGAGAGCACCAAGGACGAGGUGGAGAAGCUGAAGACCCAAAACAGUACCCUGGAGACAGAGCUCAAGGCCAACCAAGCCAAGAAUACCAGCCUGGAUGCCGAGCUGAAGCGUCUUGCCACAGAGAAGAGUCAGUUACAGGAGUCCCUGAGUGCACUGGAGGCUGCCAAGACCCAGGCGGAGGCAGCAGCUAAGGAACAGGAGGCCCGGAGCAGUGAGGAGCUGGCGGCGCUGAAGGGGAGGUGUGAGGGGCUGGAGAAGGAGAAGAAGGCGUUUGCGCAACAAGUGGCAACCGUCACGUCAGAGAAGGAGUCCGUCGAGAAGUCCAGAGACCUGACGGCGCAUGAACUGAAGACUGCCAAGGGGGAUCUGCAGGAGGCGAAGGCCCGGUGCAAGGAGCUGGGGGGACAGGUCAUCAGCUUCCAGAAAGACACAUUCACCCUCACCCAGGAGAAAGCCAAGCUGGAGGAGGACAAGAGGGACCUCCAGGACAAGCUCAGUGACGAGGUGUCCAUGCGCGAGGCCUUGACGGGGCAGCACGCGGCUCAGUUGGCGGCAGAACGACAGGAGCGUGACGAGGCCCAGACAAGGCUACAGACAUUGGAGGAGAUGCUCGCCCGGACGCAGCAGGAGCACGACCAGCUCACCAAGGCGCAGCUGGAGGAGAUCACUAGCUUGACGCAGCAGCUCGAGGUUCAGCAGGAGAAGGCUGUGGAGGCGGAGGGCCGCGUGGCCACCCUGGAGGCUGAGGUGACGGGCCUGGCCGGGGACAAGCUGGAGCUGCAGAUGCGGGUGGAUGCAUCAGCAGAGGAGCAGCAGGGGUUGGUGGAGCGCUGUCUGGCUGCUGAGUCCGAGGUGGAGCGGCUACAGGGACAAUUGACACAGCUGAGGCGCAAACUGGACGACUCUGUGGCUGCCCUGCAUGAGCUUGGGCGCGAGAACCAGAACUUGCAGAUGGAGACGAGGAAGCUGUCUGAGCGCAAGUGGGCUGAUGACUCUGAGGUGGUGAGUUGCAACAGUUGUUCUAAAGGGUUCUCAGUGACGGUGCGGCGCCACCACUGCCGAAAUUGUGGACAGAUAUUCUGCCACGACUGCUCCAGCAAACAAGCGCCGCUGGAGGCCAACAAGAAGUCUGUGAGGGUCUGUGAUAGCUGCUACGGCGAACUGACAGCCAAGUUGUAGAGGUGGUUGUAAAUACGUCUCCUGGUUGGUUGCAUUUCUUGGUUGUUGAAUGUUUCUACACGGCAGGUCUGUCAGUGGCUAAACACCAUUCCGAAAGUACUAUUUAUAUCAAGGAAAAUAUUUACUUUGGAAAAUUGAAUUGAGGUCUAUAAAUGAACUUGUUGAAAUAGAGAAUGUUUACCAAUCUUUAUUUUGACUAAGAUUUUUUUAUGCUAUUUAUACCUCCAGAUGUGUUUUCCUUGAUAUGAUGAGCACUGGGUGGAAGGUCGUGCUCAGGCUGGUAGACUCGCCUUUACUGGAGUGCUUUAAACGGGCCAGAAGAAAGUUGUGUGACUCUUGCAGCUAAAAUUACACUACAAGACUCAUAAUUUUUUAUCAGCUGAUUUUCAUAUAAUUUACCUUGAGAUUCACGGAUAGGGAAAAGAAUUUAUAUGAGGGAUUUAAGUUAAUCAUAUGUGGACUUAUCGUGGAAGUUUGCCAGUGCAUUCAUCAACACACAUUCACCACAGCAAGAGGCCACAGGUGUUAGGGACUCUACUCCCUUGGCUGAUCCUGUGCCAAACCCUGGGAGCAGAUCUGACUCAUAUCUCCCUUGUUGUUGUUUUUAAUCUUUCUCUUGCAGUUGUCCACAUCACAAAUACAGUCACCUCUUGAUUAACACAAGGGUUACGUUCCUGGAGAUGUUGUGUUAUUUAAAAUUGUGUUAUUUAAACAUAAUUUCCCCAUAAGAAACAAUAGUAAUAGGGGGGUUAUGUUCCUGGACACUGGGAAAGUCUGCCUAUUUUGGGGAUUUUGACACUCUAACCUUAAAAAACUUAAAAAACACAUUAUUAAUACAUUAAUAGGUCACGGAUACAACAAAAACACAUGUUCCUCUCAAAUGCGUGACGCCGCAGCACGAGUUGCCAACUCGGACCGCCCGCUGCAGCCUGGUUUGGAGGUGCGUUUGAGAGAGCGACUCGGGUCGCCCCGUGCGCCCAGACCACCCGGACCCCGCUAUCAAAUGGUUUUGUGCGCCUCUCAGUUGUGCCUCGUUGUUGCUAUGGUAACGGCAUCUCCUGGCAGCAAAAUAGCGUCCGCUGAUCUUCCUGAGGACAUUUACUAGCUGUUCUGGAAGUAAAAUGGCGUCUGCUGAUCUUCAUGACGACGUUUAAACAUGCAUCACAAGCUGUUCUGGCCGACGAGCUCCUUGCAACAGAGAAUGAGAAGGAAGCUGCAGUGGUUAUGGUAGUGCAGAGAGGUGAAAUGGGCCGCCAUAUUUGCUGAUGACAUCAUCACAGCAUGGAGGCGCUCCACCUCUCCAAACUGGGAGCCCGUGGACGUCCCGAGUUGGCAACUCGUGCUGCAGCGUCAUGCGUUUGACAGCACCCGGGACGUCCCAGGCGCCCCGAGUCGCUCUCUCAAAUGCACCCCAGAAGUAGCGUGGGUGCGCAUGAUGUCAUCGAUUAAACGUGCAUUAAAUUGAAAAUAUUGUGUUAGUUAAUCGUAUCUCCUUAAAUACAAACUCGUGUUAAAUCAAAAACGUCUUGUUUAAACUCGUGUUAAUCAAGAGGUGACUGUAUAAGUCAUGGGGUGUGUUCUCCUUUGUACACACCACUUCAUUCAGUAUUCUUGUCAGGGAGACUAUGUAUAACUCUGGAAAAUUUAAUCAAGGGGUAGACUGAAUAUGGAGGAGGAGGGGAAAGGAAGCACAGGUGCCUAAAGGUGUGUGUCCCUGACUAGUUUUGCUUAAGGCUUCUUUAGGGGAACUGAGGUGGCUCAGGUAUCAUCCUGAUACACAAAAGGACACAUGAGAUGCCCCACUCUUUGCUCAGAGGUCCAGUUGCAGUGCCAACCGUCUGGCCUCCAACGCAAAGGCAGCAGUCCCAUUGGUCACAAGAGGGGUGCUUGCUGAAGUGGGAAAGUGCAACAGCACUGAAAAGGGACCUUCAUGGAGGCCUUUUACAUCGCCACAAACCUCAACGCUAACAUGUGAUCUGGGGAUGUGAUGUGGUAAGUUGAUAGUGAGGGUGUGUGCAGCAAUGGAGCAAUGAGACCCAGGGUGAAAGUGACUGUGCUGCCUUACCAUCAGUGUCCAGACAGUUGACUCUUGCUGGUGACCUGAUCUCUGAGGAGGGAGUGGGGCUUCCCAUGUGACCUGAUAUGUAGAUGGAUGAUACUUGAACCACAUCAGUUCCCCUGAAGAAGUCUAAAGUGAAUCUAGUCAGGGACUUACUUGCCUCAAUACAUCUGUUUCCUUUCUCCUCCUCCAACUUGUUGAAAAACGCCCUUAGACUAAAAAUACUGGCGAAAUAUAGAUUGGUAAAUGUUGAUUUGACUGAAAUUUAUUUUUCAUACAGCAACUCAGUUUUCUAGAGUAUUUUUUCCUGAUAUGAGCACCAACUGGGAUGGUGGGUACGUAGUGGCAAACACAUCCACACUAUUAUACCAGGUGACUUGUGAGUUACUCCACAGAGAAGUGAGUUACUUUGGAUGUGUUCACAAGAGUAUCUUCUUGUGACAGCAAAUGCAUGAAAUCUGUUGAUGCAUAGGGUAUGCUAUUUUGUAAACACCCUAGUGAUUAGUUCUCAUUAAAAAUAUAUUUUGGAAAUCAGGUCAGUUAUGAAAAUUAACCAUUGUCAAAAUAAAAUGUGUUUAUUAACCUUUAUUUUGACUAAUAAAUUUUCAUGAGCUUUAUUUGAGUACUAAUUGAAAGGGUGUCUACACAAUGGUAACCAUACCUCUUAAGAAGUGGUGCUGCUGCUGGUCCUCAGUGACCUUGCUUCACUGCGGAGCCUCUUGCCAUCACCUGCACUUCAUAGGCUACUUGUACAGUGAAACAUAAAUCCAACAUAAUUGUUUAUUGCAAAAAUAUGCUCUUCCUAUGUACAUUAAUUCACAAAAGGAGUAUUUUUGGGUUUGUAUGGUGAGUGUCCAAGUGAUGGAGUAGUAUGGAAGAGUUUACAUAAGGAAGAGAAUAUUGUUGAGGAAUUGUGCGUUAUGACGAUUACGGUUUGGUGAAUGACGACGACUCAAUGUUUAGUUGCCUUGCCUCAGCCAGUGUCAGGUGUCUUGUGGCUGCCGCGGUUCACUUGGUCACUCGAGUUUACAAAUCUACUUUAAUAUUACCUGUAAAACUGCCACUAAUCUUGCCAAUGCUAAUUUAAUGCCUGCAUUACACACUAUGAUUCUCUUUCAUGUCCUACCACAUAUUGUCAGAUUCCUUUUCCCGCCAUAUCAGCCAGCCCGCCUCCGGCUCCUUCAAAACACAGUCCACCUUUCCACUCAGCAAUGUGGAUUAAGGUAUAUUCUUCACCUGUAUGCACCAUUUCAAUUAACACUCAUACAAGGAAAAAUACUUUGGAAAAUGAGCUGUGGUGUAAAAAUGAACUACAGUAAACCCU